AUGCGAAGAGACAAACCAUUUCUUCUUCUCACGAUCCUCACGGCUGCUCUGCAUGACAACAUGCCUCUGCAGCGUACACUGGAGAAGCAGAUAAAAAAGGUGAUCAGUGACUGUAUGAUCUUUGAUGGUUCGGUUUCAUUCGAGAUCUUUCGGGGGCUUUUAGUCCAUCUUGCGUGGAUCUCACAAAUAUUACAAAAGGGAUCCUUCCUCCCAUACUUACCAUAUUUCGAAAGUAUUUGCAAGGUAUUGGCCGCCGAUGCAGAGUAUCCGUCAGAUAGAUAUCUGCUCUACAUUGUGCAGCUCCAGCAACUUUCUGAGAAAAUCACCCUGGUUUCAUCGCAACAUGUCCCAGAAAUCCAGAACACCAGUGUUAGUCUCCAGCAUUACUACCGCGAGUUUAAGCCCCAACUUGAUUUAUUCCGCGCCAAUUUACCAUUUCUCUUGACUGAAAGCCAGAUUCUCUUCAUGCAAUUUUAUACUGUCGAGUUGUAUCUAUGCCAGAUUACACUCUUCGACCACAAGCCCGGCGCGCAACCGCCACCCCAUGAGCUGUCCUUCCAGAUUGAAGUGUUGCGCAUGGGACUUGCCGCAGCCAAGACCUUACUCCAUUUUUACAUCUCUCUACCCUUGGGCUAUGAUGCUAAAUUCCACAAUGUGGGAUGGGUUCAACUCGCAUUCGCAGUCACGCUUGCAUGCAAGUUAGUGGUAGCAGCAUCUGAUCCUUCUAUUCAUCCCCACACGGUUGAUUUGUGUCGUGCUUUGGAUAUCUCUAGCACGAUGAGACAAUCUAUCAUUCGCAUCCAGGCGCUCAUCACGUCAGAUAUGGAUGAUUCGGGAGACAGGGAUAUAUUCUUUCACUAUGAAAAACGCCUGAAGCGUGUCCAAUGGUGGUUUGAAAGUCGAACAAUAUCGGGGCCCAAUAAUGCUCAUUCCCAUGAUGGUGUGCAACUUGCGGGAGCGAUCGUUUCAUCCACCGGAGACGCACGCCAUUAUGUUGAUGCACUGCAGCCAACAUCGAACGAUUUAGACAACAAUUUCCAGUGGCUAGACUUCUUCCCAGACACGGCAAUUGACGAGAUGUAUAUCGACUGGAUGGCACAACCAACGACAUCAUUUGACCAGCAGCGCUUGGGAUAG
This is a messenger RNA of Penicillium expansum, 1137 nucleotides long. RefSeq lists its product as uncharacterized. Lineage: Eukaryota; Fungi; Ascomycota; Eurotiomycetes; Eurotiales; Aspergillaceae. Gene Ontology annotation, biological process: regulation of DNA-templated transcription. The coding region runs from base 1 to 1137 and encodes 378 amino acids. Gene Ontology annotation, cellular component: nucleus. The record is from RefSeq and is a predicted model, not a curated record. Gene Ontology annotation, molecular function: transcription cis-regulatory region binding; DNA-binding transcription factor activity, RNA polymerase II-specific. The transcript is spliced from 3 exons.